Molecule: messenger RNA, 479 nt
Organism: Plectropomus leopardus (leopard coralgrouper)
Lineage: Eukaryota; Metazoa; Chordata; Actinopteri; Perciformes; Serranidae
Source: RefSeq, a predicted model, not a curated record
AUGGAGCUAAGACUGGAGUUUAAAGCGCAGACAGAGAUCUAUGUGCAGGUAACAGCCUCAGUGCUCGAGAGCCUGAUUGCCAAACGGACUGAAUACUGGGAGAACUGCAACACAACUCUGGAAACCAGUGCUCUCUCAGAAACUGGAAUCUACUGUAAAGGAACUUUUGACACAUUUUUGUGUUGGCCCCAUUCAUCUCCUGGAAACGUGUCCGUCCCCUGCCCUUCUUACUUACCAUGGAUCAGUGAGGACGGCUCCAGGAGGGCACACCGAGAAUGUUUAGAAAAUGGGAGAUGGCGACGGAGAGAGAAUUCCUCAGAGCCGUGGAGGGAUGACUCCGAAUGUAAGGAGGACCAUUACUUCAAAGACAAGGAGGAUGAAAUGCUUCGCCACACGGCCCUCAGGCUCAUCUCUGUCAUUGGCUAUUCCCUGUCCCUGACCUCGCUCACCCUGGCUACGCUCCUGAUGGCCAUGUUGAG